Messenger RNA from Besnoitia besnoiti, 11940 nucleotides. Its product is annotated as AP2 domain transcription factor AP2XII-4. The transcript has 3 exons. The coding region runs from base 1 to 11940 and encodes 3979 amino acids. Gene Ontology annotation, biological process: regulation of DNA-templated transcription. Gene Ontology annotation, molecular function: DNA-binding transcription factor activity. The record is from RefSeq and is a predicted model, not a curated record. NCBI's taxonomy places the organism in Eukaryota, Apicomplexa, Conoidasida, Eucoccidiorida, Sarcocystidae.
AUGUCUCCCUUCAUUCCACGAACGUCUCCGCGGCUUUCAGUUGCAGGGGCGGGUCCACCGCCGGAGGGAGGCGGAAGCGCUCAGCGGCUCGGGGCGUCGGUGUCUCUUCCGCCGCUUCCCGUGCGCACGCACGGGCCGCCGGAAAGAGACUCUGCGCCGUCCUCCUCGUCAGUCUCUGGUUCGUCCACGGCAGGCUUCCGGCGAACCGUUCGGGGUCGGUCUACCUCUGCAACUGCUUCGCCCUCCGUCCUCUCCCGGUCUGCCUCUCCUCGAGUCCCCUCACGUCCGUCCUCCUCUGCUUCCGCUUCGGCUGCCGCGGCCAGUGCUGCUGAACGUGGCCUGAGCCCAGCGGGCGUUCGACGCAGUGCACGAACGAAUCCGCGCGCGGCGCUUCCGGACGCGAAGCUCUCGACAGGUAUUGUGAAACUUCAGGAUUCAGGUGUUCAGUUGGCUUUGUCCGCUCCUCGAGGCACGGCGGAGCCUGAAGGCUCUUCCCCCGUCCCCCCCCCGUCAAGUCACUCGCGGGCUCGAGCCCACCCAGCUGCGACCCCCGGAACGGGCCCCCCGUCGUCGAGCGGUCGUCACGAUGGUGAACGGCUUCUCCCCGGCUCCCCGGCGUCUUCGUCUUCUGGGUCUUCCGCGUCUUUCUCCAGUAGUGCUUCUUCGUCUUCCUCGAGAUUCUCGCCCGUUUCGUCUGUUAUUUCAGUUCCCUCUGCGUCCCCCUCUUUGCCAACCGCACCGGCGGCUGCCGAGGCUCCCUCGGACUUGCGUCAGCGACAGCCGGUGGCGACGCGAGACAAAGAGCAACGAACAAGCGCCUCUGAGGCGCAUGAGGCGGCCGAUUCUUCGUCCGCUCGCCCUCUCGAGAGCGGACUGGACACAGGAACCUCGCGAAGGGAGGAGGCGGACGUGGACCCAGCCAACGCAGGAAGCUGCGCCGCGUCUGCCUUGCCAGAACCUGCAUCUCCCAGUCCGGCCGAAGCGGAGGGACUGCCGGAGAAACCAGUUUGUGCGACUGAGGCAGACAGAGCGAGGCUCGAGCCGCGCCGCGCCAGCGUCGCGCCUUCUGCGACUCCAUCAUCUCCUUCCCUGGUCCCGCCAGUCCAGUCUUCUUCUCCAUCUCCUCUCUCGUCGGCUCCACUGCCGCAGGCGGUCUCGAAUGGUGCGGCGCCUCUCCCUGCGCCUGCUCCCGCGCCGGCACCUGUCAAGAGACUCGGUCGGCCGCCGUCGCGUUCGCCCCUUCCUGCGCGCAGCGCGAAGCGGGUCAAAGCUCUCUCUUCGUCGUCGCUGCCUCCGGCGUCGUCUGCGCGGUUUUUCGUGCCAUGCCAGUGUCAGUUCAACGCCGAGAAGGGCGAGUGGCGAGCUCGCUACCUGUGGCGCGGCGAGAAGAAGAUGCGCGUCUUCUCGCUAGCCCGCCACAGCCCCGAUGUCGCGGUGGCGCUCGCCGAGCUUUUUCUGACUCAUUUGGCGACCUACGACAACCUCCCCAGGGCAGAGGUGGUCGCGCAGUGGGCAGAAGCCUUGCGGGCGCACUUCGCCAGUCAGCGCGAGCGAGACUCGCUGGGCGACAAGGCCCGCGCUGAGGACGCAGGCGCCCCUGCGGGGCCGCCGGAGACUGGAGCCCCCCGCGAAGUCGGAGCCGUCAAGCCAGGUGCCCAAGAGACAACGGGCACAGCCGACAGCCAGAAAGAGGACGGAGACAAGAACCCAAGCCUCCACACCGCAGCCGCGCCUGCGCAGGCGGUGUUGAGCGCGUCCGAGCCGGGCGUGCGGACCGGGGCUGGUGCGCCUCAGCCGUCUUCGUCUCCCCCCUUUGUGCCCGCGGCAGUCCCGGCGGCUGGCCUUGGAGGCGUCGCGCCGUCUGCAGCUGCGUCAUACGUGUCGGCCUUGCUGCAGGCUGCGCAGGCGCGCCAGUGGGUGGCGGAGACGUCGCAUGCGCAGGCGGCGGCGUUUGUCGCUGCGUUCCCGUCUGGUCCGCUCGUCAGGGCUGGACGAGCGCCUCGCCCCAUCGUCCCCACGCUCGCAUCCUCUCGCGCGCGGCGCUCCACGACUCGCCAGCUCGCUGCGGGCGUCUCGGACCAGCGCCCUUCUGCGGCAGCCGCGCCAGGGCGCGGAUCGACUGCACCACCUGGAGCGAAAGACGUGAGCGGCGAUGCAGGCGAGGAGGCGGCCAGGAAACCUUCGGGGCUCGUCGAGGGGCGGGGGAAGAGUGUGGCAUUUGCUGCGACCAGCCCCGCAGGGAAGGGCAAGCUGCUAGGGAGACGGCCGAACCGAGACAGAGGCGACGCAGAGGAGCCUCGCCAGGACCGGAGAGGCCGACCGCCUCUGCUGCGAGACGGGGAGAGUAAGACAAACCUUCGAAGGAAAGGCGAAGACACGACGAGCGAGAGCCGGGAACGCCGACGAGGCCGAGAGGCAACAUCGUCCCGAGGCUCUAUCCGCUCGUCGUCGCCGUCAUCAUGUUCGUCAUCCGCGUCUGGGAGGGGGGCUGAGCACGAAGAGGACGACAACCAGGGCAGGUCCGCGGCGCCACGUGUGUCGCUCGCGCAGCCCGAUGCGGACGGGCGGAGGAGUCGCGUGGCUUUCGCGGGGGAUGCUCAUGCAUAUGCGUUCGCCGAAAAGGCUGUCGAAGGAGAGCGACAAGGGCGGGCUCUGGCGACGCCCAGCUCUGCGUCCUCGCCGCCCCCCCCUUCCAGGUGGGCGCACACUGGGGAUUCGCGCGAUGCGGAUUUUGCUGACACUGGCAGUUGCCCUGGUGUCUCUUCGAGGCCGGUGCCGGGAGUCUCGGGCGGCGCGCUCGUCAACGGAACCGCUGCUGUGGGCAGCAUAGGAGGGGGCCUUACGGAGGGGUGGAGUGAGCGUCGGCGCUACAAGAAAAAGCAUGGUGGGAAGGGGCGGAGCCGCAGGCUGGGGACUCUCUCGUCGCCGUCGGUCCGGGGAAGCCCCCGACAGUCCGCGUUUUUCCCUGCUGUGAGAGAGCAUGAGCUUGGCAUAGCUGCGUCCUCGCCGUUGGCGUCGCCGUUGAAUCGUGCGGAGGUAGGCGGAUACACGCCCGCAAGCCUGACUGGAGGUGCGGGGUGGAGGGCUGCGGCAGCGUCUCCGUCCGCCCACGUUCUGUCGUCGCCCUUCUUCCCCUCCUGGUCCUCGUCGGCGAGCUCUCCUCUGCAUGCGCCGGGCGAGCGCGGAGCGGUGUCGGGUGCGGCGCCAUCGCCCGCCUCCUACUUCACCGCGCAGCUGCGACGCUCGUUCGUUCAGGGCGCGGGAGUGCCCCUGCUGCAUCCGCCUGCUGCCGGUGCGCAACUGGUGACCCCCGCCUACUCGCCGUCCGCCUCGUCGCCCUCCCUGUGCAGGCCUGGCCUGCAUGCAGGCUGGCGCGGCGCCGGCGGGUCCGCAACCAGCGAAAGAGUAGGCUUGGGGCAGACCCGGUGCCCGAGCGGGUCGAGCCAGGCUGCGGAGGGCGAGUCGAAAGUAUUCUGCCCUUUGGCUGCUUCGCUCGCGUCCUCGUCGCAUGAGUAUCGCUGGUACGCGCACCCCGACGGGGGCAGCACGGGGUCGGCGUGUUGCCGGCGGCACGUCGGCGGUGCGGGGGGCGGAGGCUGGCCGCUCGUGUGGCUCAAACAGCUCGAGAUGGCGUUCAAUGGAAAGCAAAGGUUUUCCUCCUGCGUCGAAGGCGUCGACCAGCAACUGCGAUUCGGCGGCGUGCGGAGACAUGUCGUGGCGCUACAGCCCCACGCCGGCACCUCGCCCUCUGCGACCGCGGUCGGAAGCGGGACGCCGAACGGGCUCUUGACGCAGAGGGCGAAGAACGAAAAGGACGACAGCUGGGGGCUGGUGCCUUGUGUCGACGAGGGCGAACAAGCGAGAAGGGGCCCUGCGUCGUCGUGGCUCGACAACAGUGGCAAAGAAGAAGGCAGGCAAACGAAGGAUCUAGACAGCGACGGCGAACACAAGGUGAUGACCCCCGUGCACCGGGGAGACGCUGCAUCGGAAGAGGACAAAAGCGGGCUCUCUCCGCCCAAGGCAGACUGUCCUGCUUCAGGCUCUGGUGGUGCCACAGAUCCGGCGCUCAGCGCCGGAUCUGUGGCACCGGCAAAGGGGGAGCAGGGAGGAGGCACAGAGCAGGAGCGAAUGGCGGCGGAGGGAGAGAGCAGGGAAGAUGCGCCUGGUGACAUUGGACGCCCGUGUCCUCACCAAGCGGCCACUGCUGCGUCGCCCAGCACGCGAGAGGAUAUGCAGGAGGAAAAAGAAACACCUGACGCUGCGCCGUCACCUUCCUCGUUUCAUUCGCCCUCGUCGUCGGACGGCUGCAAAGCUAGCGGUCCACACCGGGACGAGAAGACAGCCGAAGGGAGGGGUGAGAAAGAAAGCGGCUACCUAGAGUCGUUCAAAACGAGGGCGGGUGGUAAGGCAGACGACGCCUCAGAACUGGAGAAAGACGCGCCGACGCUCUUGCCCACAGGCGGGGGGUCGGUCACCGUCAGUGCCCUCGAUCUCCUCAGCUCCGCUGUGCACACACCCCGGUGGCAGGCGUCUGGUGCAGAGCUCAGCGACUUCAGCGAUCAGAAGAGAGCGAAAGGUGGCGCGUCUCUCCAGUCCAGCAGUCAGGUGGCUCUCGAGUUUGACGCCCGCUUGGAAGGGCCCGCUGACGCACUGCCGAUUUUGCGUCCCGAUGAGGACGGCAGCGAAAAAACCAAGGUCAGUGAGAAGGGGGAUACGGGAGAGCCUGCGUCCGCUGAGGGGCGAGGGUCUGCAGCAGACGACUCAGGGAAAGGAACGCACGAAAAACGCGUCGUUGUGGGCGGAGGGGGAGGCGAAACUGACGGAGAGACACAGAAAUGCAGCGGCCGCUACCCCGGCGGGGAGACAGCGGCGGGUAGCCCCAGGAGGGUUCGCGAGGGCGCAGAAGGAACUAGGGCUAGUGAGGUUGAAGACGCGCACGAACGCGGAACUGAGUCUACAAUCUCGAGUGAACGCCGGGAGACAAAGCAGUCGACAGAGGCCGAGCGAGCUCGAAUCGAGGAGGCUGCGAACCAGGGAGGGAGCGAGCACAGUCAGGGGGGCGUGACGCCGUCACCUUUCCUGCCGGCUCUCAGGCGUCUUGCCGCAGACCAGGGCAGGGAGCAGGAUGAACAACCCUCUCGCAGCCCUCGGUCUUCCGCGUCUCCAUCUCCUGCGGCCGCCCCACACAGCAGCAGCACCAGAUCGUCCGCCGCUGCGCCGGCGGUGUCCACGGCGCUCCAGUCUGUGGCGGAAUCUGUGGCUCUUUCUCCUCUCUGUUUCGGAUCUCUGCCGAGCGGGGCCCCUACCGCCGCCCAGCCGUCGCCUCAUGGUUUGCUACGGUGCUCGCCGUCUCCACCUCAGAAACGCGUGGCCUUCUGUCUACCGCGCGGCGGGGGCGCGCCGGCUGCGAUUGAACGGCCGCUUUCCUCGGCGGUUCCAUAUCCGCUUAACGCGCGACUUGCAGAGCUCGUGAAGGAGUUCCGCGCCCUUCAGGGCGUCGCUACGUUCCGGGGCCGGAAGGCCAGUGCUCCGGUGGGCCCUGCACCCGUCCCCCCGUCUCCUCAGGGCACGAAUACGGCGACAAAGGAGACAGAGAAGGAAGGGAGACAGUUCGAGGAGGAGACCGCGGACGGAGAGAAGGACUCCGCGUCCGCCGCUGUUCGUGAUGACCUUGCCGCUGUCUCGACACAGCGCGGGGGAGACGCAUCGAGCGAAAAGCCGCGGGAGCAGGAGAAAAGAGGACUGGACGCCGAGGCAGACGACGACUCGAAAGAGGCGGCUGCAGCCCGGCCAGCAACGGGCCUUUCGCCUGCUUCAUCUACUCCGAACGCGGCCGCCGCCCCAGCGACGGCGUCCACCGCGACUGGAGGCGCCGCGAGCGUUGCUUGGCAGAAGGUCGCUCCUCCCCGGUCCUCCGACGUGCCCAUGCCGGAGAGUGGCGACACACCCUAUCGCCUAACUCACCCCGUCAUGUCUAGGCGCGACAUGGCCGUCCGUCUCUACUGUUGGCUGGAGCAGGGGGAGCCACUUGGCGCGUUGGGCGAGAAGAGGGACAGGCCUGCGGAUGGACUGGGCUCCGGGGGGACGCGGGAGAGUGAAGGAAAAGAAGACGGAGGCAGUUUGCGCGUUGACACGGUUCCGUUCAUCAAUCGCUGGAGACACAUGCUCCAGCGGGCUCUCUCGGCAGCCAGUCAUCUGCGACAACUCAAUCUUCAAGUAGUACAGCUCGUGGAGCUGUCUGAAGCUCUCCACGUGGCUGUGCACAUUUGCAAAGAGGUCCGGAAGAGAAUGAGGGCAGGCAGCGCUUCCGAAAGCGAAGCAGAGGCAAGCGGAGACGCCGCGGAAGCCGCAGGGUCCAACGCUGCCGCGACGCCCCAUGCGGUGAGCGUCGUCUCCUCUCCUGGCACAUCGGGUCCCGGCGCGACCGCCCUAGAUGGAGAGGCUGCGACGAGCAUCGGAGAUUUGAGCGCGGACGGCGCGCUGAGUGUGAAGUCUGUGGCGCAGCAGGGCGAUGCGGUAGAGAAGCCAGAAGAGAAUGAGGGAGGGAUGGCAAACCAAGUCCCCGGCAGAGACGGCGGACAGCAAAGCAGUGCAGGCGAGUCUGACUCUCGCCCCAUUGUGGUGUCUACGGGUGACGGCGAGGCUGCGAGAGCAGAGAGCGGCCCUCUGCAGGUGGAUACGGAGGCGCCCGAAGAGGAGAGCAAGAGGAGUGAAGAAGGCGCGAUGCCGUCGCAGCGCGCGGACGAGGCGAGAGUCCGCGCCGGUGAGUCCUCGCAGACGUCGCCAGCGUCGUCUUCGUCAGCGAUUCUCCAACCUGGGGAUCUUCGCCCGUUAUGCAACGCUGCCCGUCGACCAAUACGAUCUCCUUCGUUGCCGCCGUUGAUCGGCGUUUCUGGAAGAGGGCCUCUUGGUUUGGCUUCGCCGUCCUCUUCAUCGUUUUCUGUGUCGUCUUCUCCUUCGUCUGCGCUCUCUUGUUCGCCUGCGUCUCGCUUCCCUCUCGCGCUUUCACUGCGGCUAGCCAGUCCGUCACCCGUUGCGUCGCUGUCGGUUGCGUCGUCUCCCGUCUCGCUGCAAAGGCUCCAGCCUCCGCAGUCCGCUCCGGGGUCGUCGCCCUGCGCCGCGUCCCUCUUGGGCGGGUCGGCUCUCCAGCCAGGCGCCGACGUGCUCAGAGCUACCGUCCGCGCUGCCCUGCGUCAGUCUCAAGCGCUUGGCGUUGGUCAGAAGUUGGCGGAGGCGAAUCAACAACUUGCGGCGCGCGUCACCGUGGCUGUGCGGGCCGCUGCGUUAGCUAAGGGCGAGCAGCGGCUCGUAAACUCAGACAUCGGCAUUUUGAUUGAAGAGACGCAGCGCUUCGUCCGCGAGGAGCAGCGCAAGAGAAGCGAAGCGGAGGGCGACGUCGACGACAACGGGGACGCAAAGGACGGACGGGACUCUCACCUCGCUUUCACGCCUGUGGCACACGCACACAACGCAGGAGCUCCCGACCCGCUGCCCCCUCAGGAGGAGGGAAAGGCUUCGCUGGCGUUUGCUUCUUCAGCUUCUGGAGACCUCAAGGGUGAGAAGACGGAAACAGCAGCGAAUCACGAAGACGACACACGGCUGCUGGCGGUGCUGAACGCCUUCCACAGGCAUACGGAGACUCUCAUGGAGGAGCGAGAGCGGCUGAUCGCGACGACCAACCAUGAUCUCACGGUCCUGCUUCAGGCGAUGGAGCUCGCUCUGCCGUCGGGCCUGGACGGGCCUCUGAUGUCUAUUUUGGAAGGCGACGUCGACGUCCUUCCUCCACCGCCGACCCCGAAUGUGGAGGCGCUGAUUUAUCUGCAUGCGUCCUCGUUGGCGGCUGCGGACGCUGUGUCGUCGCCGUCGUCGCCGUGCUCUCUGGGGUACACAGGGAGCCUAGCGUCGCCUUCGUCGCACCGCUUUUUGACCUCUUUUUCGCCAACGGCUGCAGGGUUUGCGGGCGGAGAGGCUGCGCGCUUCUUCUCCGACGCGCUGGCCAAGGGGCGAGCGUCGUCGUAUCUCCUCGGGCGCGCGAGCGAGCACGAGCGACGCAGAUUCGGAGAGACUGCCGACCGACCGGGGCCCGUGCUGCCUGUGCGGCGAGGCCGGCCGCCGUCCGCGGCGCGCCUCGCAGCCCUCCGCAGAAUGAACGCCGCGAGAGAGGCCAAGGCCGGAGACGCUGGCGCUUUCCUCGAUUCAGCCGGGGGAAGAAGUCUGAAGAAACGUCUGCGCGGCAUGUCGCAGGAAGGCGAAGAGAUUCAGCAGGCCGCCACGGUCCCUUUCGCUCUCGGCCGCGACCUGCACCGGCCGCCGCGUCUGGUUUCUCCGACCGAGGAUGAGCUGUCGUCGCCGCGCGCGCGUGCGCUCUCCACGGCUUCGCAGUUGUAUUCGCCCAAGCGUCUGCGGAGCGGCACCUACGCCGAGAGCCGCGACCCGAACCGCAAGAGUCUCCGCACGCUCUUUGGCAGGUCUUCCUACGGGCACCGCGACGCACUCGCAUCUGCGCGGUCGUCGCCCCAUGUGCGGCUGGGCUCCGGCGGGCGUCUAUGCGUUGAGGACGGCUCGCCCUCUGCGCUGGCCGCGGGCCUGUACCGUAGCAGCCGGCGGCAGAGCGAGUUGUCGCAGCGCGGCGGGCGCGAGAUGUACUCACCGUACGCGUAUUCCUACUCGCCGACUGCGCGCCUGGGGCGGUCGCGGUCGCGGCGCGUGCGGCUGGCGGCGGAUGGCGGCGAGGGCCUCGAGGGACCUCUGCGACUGCGGCAGGCGGAGCCCCUGGAGCGGCGCCGCGGCCGGGGAGGCGAGGCAGGCCUGGAGGAGCGAGGCGAGCGCGGCCGAAGUCGCCUUGGGCCGCGGUAUAUUCCCAAUAAAGUUCGAGACCCCGCGACUGGCCGUGUCGCGGUGUGCGCCUACGACCUGGAGCACGGCGAGCGCGUCCGGAAAGUGCAGCUUUUCGAAAAGGAAGGCGUCGGCGCGCUGUGGUGCGUGCGCUACGGCCCCAGCGACGAGUUCGUCAGGUGCUUCUCUAUCGAGAAAAUGGGAAGUUUGAAGGCACUCGUCGCAGCAGUCCUCUUCCGGCAGUACGUCACAGGCCACCCCCUCGGCUACGGCGUGGGAAGCAGCGUUCCAGUGGAGAAAAUCCGCGCGUCGGCGUUCGCCUCGGGGCUUGCAAAGCGCGCGGGGCCCUCCCCGCGGCACGAACGAUGCGCAGACGAGGACGCGAACGCGGUGGAGGGGGCGGGCUCCUCGAGGUCGUUCGAGGAGUCCGAGACGGCGCGAAGCGAGACCAACGAGGAGCAGAACGGGGGGCAGGGAGAUACCCGAGGGGACGGAGGGGCGGGUUGGCGCGCGGCAGGCGGCGCACGCACAGAGGGGAGAGGCGAAGGAGCCUAUGACGAGGAGAGGGCAGCAGGGAAGGCCGAAGCUGCGGAGGGCCUGGCGAGGUUGCGAGAUAGCGACACGACGCAAGUCCCGCGGACGUCGCCCCGUCUGAGGGCGGAGGAGACAGACGCCGACGCGCAGGCUUCCUCUCUCGCGUCCACAGAAGGCGGCACACACGGGGCGACAGCUCCGCCUUUCCCGCAAGAUGCCAGCGACUCGCGCGCGCACACCACGGCAGGAAGAGACGGCCAACUUGGAGGCGUGGCUCCUCCCGCGAGCGUCGAUGCACUAGCCGACCCUGCGGAGCGUCUGGCCUUGCAUUCUCUGGGCGGCGGCCCCGGCUGGGGCACUCAGGCGGGAGCGGGCAGCUCACCUACGGCUUUCUCUUCGUUGGGGGCGUCUGCAAGCGUGGACGGUGGAGAGGAAGGGUUCUCGGCGUCGCUGCGCGUCGCGUCUUCGCCGUUCGCCUCGUCGUCGCUCGCGCCUUCGUCUCCGCAGUCUUCGCUGCCCGCGUCGCCGGCGGCUGCCUUUGCGUCUUCGGUGUGUUCGUCUCGGCUGGGGGUCGCGCGGCGCGGCUCGGUGAGCUCGCUGGACGAGGAGGCGUGUGAGGAGGCGCUGCUGGAGUUCGGCGAGGACUUUUCGGGCUCUGAAGAGUCUGAUGCGUUCCUCUUCCUGGACACGUCCUCGGCGCGGGGCUUUGCUGGGGCGGUGCGGCACUACGUGACGCCGACAGCCGGCAGCGCGUCGCCGACAAGCGGCGGCUUGGGCAUUCAUUACGACAAGACGAAGCACCGCUGGAAGGCCACGUGGACGACUCCGGACGGGCAGCGCGCCUCGACGUCGUUCUCAGUCAAAGUCCUCGGCAUGGAACGCGCGCGCGAACUCGCACUUGAGGCACGACAGCGCGCCCUCGCUGGACUCGACCCGCGCGAAGUCCGCGAUGAGAUGGUCGCUGGCGGCGUGGCAAAGGGCGACCGCGAGGGCCGCGAGGAAGACAGGGAGGAGGACGAGGGCAGAGAGCGACAGCGAAGGCGCAUGGAGCGCGAGGUGAAGACCGAGGAGAAGGAGCGCGAAGAGCGCGACGUUCGAGAGGAUCAGGGGCGCCGCCGGAAGCCCCGCGAGGGCGCGGCCGGCGGCGAGCGAGAAGGCGGAUACUCCGGCGGGGUCGGGGAUGAGCUGAGGGAUCGCCAGAGACGCAGAAAGAAAUGCGACGAAGGUCGACGCGUCAAGACGGAGCUCUGGAGACUGCGGGAAAUCAGACAGGACGGCGCCUUCGCUCUGAAGAGCGUGCGCGGACAGAAAACCCUCGGAGACGUCGACAGUCGCGGGGGGCCGGAGGAGCGAAAGCGUGAGGCGCGCAUGGGGCGGCGGGAGGAAGGAGAGGAUGACGAAGGGGAGGCCUUGGACGCACCUUCCCCCCCCGAGGCGCACCGCGACGAUGAAGGCGAGCGCGCAAGACGGCGCAAGAGGCGACAGGAACUCCUGGACGAGCGAGAAGGCUUCAGGGGUGCGACCUCCGCGCGGCGCGCGUCUCUCGACGAUGACGCGCGAGGGCAGCGCGACGAGAAGGCGCGCGGCGGGAGUGUAGAGGGUGACCGGAAUGUUCGCGGGCUGCGCGGCGCAGCGAGUGCUUCGUCCAGUGCUCUCCUGCUGCAGGUGGCUGCGGUGAGAUCUGGUGACGCACGUAGCCUCGCGGCGCGUUCGGCGUCGCCUCUGGGCGGUGCUGGGACUCCCAGCCGUUCGGUGCUUUCAGUCUUGGAGAAGUCCUGCUCGGCCCUGCGCGCCGCAGACCGCCCAGGGAGCGGAAAGCGGGUAUCUUCGCCCUUCGCCCUGUCCCCCGUGCUGUCGCUGCCGCGGUCGACGCGAGGCGCCGGCGAGGAGGAAGACGACAUCGCUGUGCCUCGGACUCCCGAUGACAGCUGCGAGUCAGACGGCGAGAAGCUGGAGGCCCUGACGCAGGCUCACAAGCGCCGCAUGUCUCCGCUGUCCUCGCUGCUGCCGCGCUCGGCGCGUCUCCGCGAGGCGCAGCUGCAGCGGCGCGGCGAGGCCGAGGGCGACAGAGACGUGUCGCUUCCAGCCGUCGCCUUCGCGACUUCGUCGACUUUUGCAGGGGCUCAGGGCGAGGGCGUGUCUGGGCGCGUGAAGCGCGACCGCGAGGCGGGCGGGCGCUCGGGGCGGAGUCUGCGAGCGUCUCCGACGCAGAGGCCGCUGACGCGCGCAGGCGAUGAGGAGAAGCGACUUCUCAAGCGGCAUCACCACGACGAGUCGGCGGCAGCUGGUGGUUUUCCGUCUUCCUCGUCGACGUCCCAUGCUUCCCUAGCAUCGUCCAGCGCGGGGGGGCUCUCGGGGGGGCGGGCUGUGGAAAGAGAACGCGAGGAGCGCGUGCGACGGUAUCCCCCGGCGCGAGUCCACACUCCGGUCGACUUCUCAGCAGAGAGCCUGAGCAAACUGCAGGAACUCGUUGGCUGGGACUGCGAAAUCGAACUCGACGACACCGACGAGUCGGUCCUGAAGGCGGUGUCGGCUCUCCCGGGCCCGCGGCCGCGACCAAGAUACGUGUAG